Arvicola amphibius (Eurasian water vole) is the source of this 564-nucleotide messenger RNA. RefSeq names its product homeobox protein Rhox5-like. The coding region runs from base 1 to 564 and encodes 187 amino acids. NCBI's taxonomy places the organism in Eukaryota, Metazoa, Chordata, Mammalia, Rodentia, Cricetidae. The transcript is spliced from 3 exons. The record is from RefSeq and is a predicted model, not a curated record.
AUGGCGUCUCAAGGCUGCAGUCGGGCCAUCACCUGCUUACUCUGCCUGGGAGUCAAGGAAGACCAGGAAGAGCAGCAUGAUGUGAAAGCACAGAUGAUCUUUCGGGCUGGAGAGGGGAGAGAGAAGAAAGGUGUACGGGGCCAGCCUGGAGUGGGAGAAGUGGGAGCAGACACUGAAGGAGAAUUCAAAGGAGGAAGAGAAGGCCCCUUUGGUCCUGGUGCUCCAGGUCCUGUGCGUGAUGGGAAGAAGAAGAAGAAGAAGAAUGGUGGCUCCAGCGGCAGUGGCGUGGAGCAAGAGCAAACGGAGCUGGUUGCUGAGGGUAUGGUGAGCCAGAAGAGCCUAAAGCCUCCAGUGAGGCCGAUGGCCCGCCACCACCUUGGGUUCACCAAGCGGCAGCUGGAGCAAUUGGAGACCACUUCCCAGCGCGGUCGUUCUCAUGAUAAGCCAGCAAGUGGGUACCGGGUGGUGGUAGGAGAACUCAGGGUAAAUGAAGCCUCAGGGUGGAUCCUGCGAACACUGUUGGGGGCAGGAGGAGGGAUUGAUAGGACAAGCAUUGAAGCAUGA